Messenger RNA from Physcomitrium patens, 1319 nucleotides. RefSeq names its product pleckstrin homology domain-containing protein 1. The record is from RefSeq and is a predicted model, not a curated record. NCBI's taxonomy places the organism in Eukaryota, Viridiplantae, Streptophyta, Bryopsida, Funariales, Funariaceae.
AGUAGUAUCAGUGUGCCCGCUUGUAAUAGUCUGUCUCUAUGCGUGGCAUCUCUAUGCGAAGCAUGUGAUGAAUCCAUGAUCUCAUGUCGCUCGUCGGCCACGUUCUCCGCACCACCUGCAUAGCACCUAAUUCGCAGCCUGGUGGUACGCAUCCCAUCACUUGUUCAAUUCUGUGAUAGCAGCAUUGAGCUUGCAAUGCGGUGAAGAGAACAAUACGGUAGUAGUUGGGAAGGAAGGACGAGACGAGAUCAGUAUGUGAAGAGAUGGAUGGUGCGGCGAAUGGCAGGAUCUAACUUCCCGGAACGUGGUUUUGGUGCAACGCGAGAGCGCAAAUAGUUUGUGGAUUUUGGCGGAUCUUUCCGGUGGAGCGUGGAGUGUGGAGGCGUAGAUUUAGGGGAUGGAGAGCAUCACGAGCUACUUCACGGGGAAAGCUAAGGAGCCGGAGGGAAAGAUAGAGUUUUGGAACAACCCAGAACGGUCUGGCUGGCUCAUGAAACAGGGGGAGUUCAUAAAAACAUGGCGCAGGAGAUGGUUUGUCUUGAAACAAGGACGCAUCUUCUGGUUCAAAGAGCAACAGCUUACUCCUCAUUCAAAAUCAAGAGGAGUCAUUCUGGUGGGAAGCUGUUUGACGGUGAAGGGUGCUGAGGAUGUGCUAAAUAAACAGUUUGCAUUUGAGCUUUCCACUAAUAGGGAUACAAUGUAUUUUAUUGCGGACACAGACAAGGAAAAAGAGGAUUGGAUCAAUGCGAUUGGUCGAUCUAUUGUCCGUCAUUCCAGGUCGGUCACAGAUGAUGAGAUCUUGGACUAUGAUAGCAAGGGUGCUUCAUAAGAGCUCAUUUUCUUUGGUGUUCUCUCCUGAAUCGGUCGAGGUAUUGGAUGUAAGUCACUAUCAAGCAACGCUUUUGGUCUUUGAAGUGGAAAGCCUGUUAUUGUUCAGGCUUACCGUAGCCAAGUAUUAGGGACUGAUAGUUUACACCUAAAAAAAAUGUGUUCACCGCGUUUGAAAAAGGGUUCAAGGAUUCCUCUUUCCUGACUUUUCUAAUAAAUUCACUUGUAAUAGAUAGUAUGACUUUGAAAUUAUAUUGACAUUAGUAGAGUUGGAAGAACGGUGUGUAAUUCUCUUAAGGUCUAUCAUAGAAGUUCUUUAUGAUGUCGAGGCGAGAGAGGGAUGAGAGUACUUAAGCUUUGUGGUGUUUGUAUAUAUGGAUAGGGUUGUACUGCUGGUACUUUCCACAGUGCAUUUAGUGCCAAAAUUGGUUGGUAGGAAGUAAUGUUGGCUCUUAUCACAAAUAUUAAUGCAAAUUUCUGUAUUAUAGCUA